Molecule: messenger RNA, 1104 nt
Organism: Symbiodinium natans
Lineage: Eukaryota; Dinophyceae; Suessiales; Symbiodiniaceae
Source: the annotation of a GenBank genome assembly
AUGAGUGGCACUGGAGAAGAAACCAGCUUCAACCAGUUGGUGCAGGAACUACGUGAGAUCCUGGAAACGACGCGCCAGGAACGCAGCGAGUCCAUGGAGAGUGUCUCCAUCUCUUUGCAGGAAAGCAGCAUGAACAUGAGUCGUUUGGCAGAGGAAAGCCAAGCAACCCAGAAGCUCCUGUCCGACUACAAGAAGGAAACAGAAGAGAUCAAGAACAUCGUGAAGGAGAUCAAGCAAAAUGAAGCAGAAGCCAAAGACGAGGUGAAGGAGAUCGUCAAAGACUUGAAGGAAAGAAUCGAAAGCCUUGAAGAUUUCGUGAAGUGGUACGCCCAGGAAGAAGAAGAAGAGGAAGAAGACAACGAGGAGAACGACGCGGAGAAGGAAAGAAACUACAUCGUGGACUACCUCAUCUACCAGUUCGAAAGGAAAGAAGCACAGGCAGCAAAGGAAGCCAAGGAAGCAAAGGCAGCAGCAAUCAAGGCCAAGGAAGAAGAGGAAAGGCACAGGAAGAAUGCAGCAGCCCAAGCAGCAGCAGCAGAGAAGGAAGCAGAAGCAAGGAAGGAGCUCGAGGAAGCAGUCCUCUUGCUUAUGCAGGAAAGAGAGAAGGACAAGGAAAGGAUUGAAAGGCUCGAGAAGGCACUCAGCCAAAGAGGAAGCGAUGCAGGAUCAACAACGGAAGAGGAGAGCCGCAGCCCAGCAAAGGAAAAGGAGGAGAAGGAAGACCCAGAGGUGAAGGAAAAAGGACCGUACUCGCCGAGGAGCUACGUGAAAGGCUCAGGAAAAGACAAGACAAGGAACAGCUACGCCGUCUUCCAGUACAAGGAAAAGUUCUACCAGUGGAAGUGGAACAACGACAGCCAGUACUGGUACUUCUUCGAUUCAGAAGGAAAAAGUCCCGGUGAAGGAAAAUGGGUGAAGCAGCACAAGGACAAGAACGGCAGGAAAGUUUGUGACGAGCAGCUCAAGAAGUUCGAGAAGUUCGUUGAGGAGAAAAGGAAAGAGAAGGACAAAAGCCAGGAGAAAGGAGAAGAAGGAAAAGGAAGCAGCAGCAGCAGCAACAAGGACGUCGACGAUGGCUACUACGAGAUCACAAGCUUUUCGUGA